Molecule: messenger RNA, 1476 nt
Organism: Talaromyces atroroseus
Lineage: Eukaryota; Fungi; Ascomycota; Eurotiomycetes; Eurotiales; Trichocomaceae
Exons: 4
Coding region: 1-1476 (491 amino acids)
Biological process (GO): transmembrane transport; tripeptide transport; allantoate transport
Cellular component (GO): plasma membrane
Molecular function (GO): dipeptide transmembrane transporter activity; allantoate transmembrane transporter activity
Source: RefSeq, a predicted model, not a curated record
AUGGCUCCCAGCAUUGAGGAAAAGGCUCACUCGCCUGAAGUCGACGAGACUCUGAUACAGCAUGGCUUCACAGCUGAAGAAGAGAAGCAAGUUUUAACAAAGAUUGAUAGGGUCAUUUUACCUAUGAUGUGCUUUGUCUUUUUCCUACAAUAUCUUGACAAGCAAUCUCUCUCAUAUGCCGGCGUAUUCGGCCUCAUUACCGAUCUGAAUAUGACCAGCGACCAGUAUUCAUGGUGCAGCUCCAUCUUCUACGUUGGUCAAUUGGUCUCGGAAUACCCCUUCAUCUAUCUCAUGUCUCGCCUUCACCUGAACAAAUUUGUGGGUACAACGGUAUUCAUCUGGGGGGUUAUCUGCAUGUGUCUCGCAGCACCCCAAAAUUUUGCCGGAUUCGCAACCGUCCGCUUCCUGCUUGGUUUCGCUGAAGGAGCCGUAUCCCCGUCCUUCAUCACCAUGACCUCGAUCUGGUAUCGUAAAUCAGAACAUAGUUCCCGAACUGCGCUUUGGGUCACUAUGAACGGCGUCGCACAAGUCAUUGGGUGUCUUUUAAUGUACGGCGUUGCGAAGGAUUCUUCUCUCUCGCUUCAGCCCUGGAGGACUAUGUUCCUCAUCUGCGGAGCUAUUACUUCGGUGACGGGGAUUGCGUUUUAUUUCCUGAUUCCCACAGGCCCCAAGGACGCAUGGUUCUUUACUGCUCGUGAAAAGGAAGUCAUGGCUCUUCGGAUGGCGGUCGAUAGGGAAGGAGGUGAUAAACAGAACUUCUCAAUUGUACAGCUCAAGGAGACACUGCUCGAUCCCAAGGCAUGGUUUGUAUUUUGGUUCGGCGUGCUUGUCACCAUGCAAAGUCCUGUAUUGACUUUUGCAAGUCUUGUCAUCAAGAGUUUGGGAGCGGAUAAGUUCCAGACGAUUCUGUAUACUGCUCCUUCGGGAGCGGUCCAGAUUGUUUUGCUUUGGAUUGGUGUCUUGGGGUGCUACAUGUUACCUAAGUACCGAACAGUUGUUGCUUUCAUAUUGUGCAUUCCGCCGUUGGUGGGUAACGUGUUGUUGAUGAAGCUGACAGUUUCUGCUGGAUGGGGAUUAAUUGUUGCUUCUUGGCUGUCAUCCUGCAUUACAGCAGUCUGGUCCAUCCUCCUGUCUCUCGCUGCCUCCAACUCAAAGGGCAACACAAAACGUGCUAUCGUCAAUGCCAUGUUCUUCAUCGGCUACUGUGCUGGCUGCAUUGCUUCGCCUCAACUAUGGACUCAUGGGCCACGCUACUUUUCAGGGGUUGUCACUUCAAUUGUCACAUGGUGUCUUCUGUGCAUUGUUGUACUGGCUUAUUGGUACGUAUGCUGGAAGGAUAAUAAAAGCAGAGAUGCAGAAAACCUCGAUCAUGCAAAUUCAGCGUAUUCAGGGGGUAGAUUGUCUUUGGAUGAGAAUGGGCUGCCGGUUGGUGAUAUGACGGAUAAGGAGGACCGACAUUUCAGGUAUAGCUAUUAG